This is a messenger RNA of Gilbertella persicaria, 978 nucleotides long. RefSeq names its product 60S ribosomal protein L15. Gene Ontology annotation, molecular function: structural constituent of ribosome; RNA binding. The record is from RefSeq and is a predicted model, not a curated record. Gene Ontology annotation, biological process: cytoplasmic translation. Gene Ontology annotation, cellular component: ribosome; cytosolic large ribosomal subunit. The coding region runs from base 363 to 977 and encodes 204 amino acids. The transcript has a single exon. Lineage: Eukaryota; Fungi; Mucoromycota; Mucoromycetes; Mucorales; Choanephoraceae.
AAGGAAAAAAAACUGCCUCCUGUUCCAAACAAUGUAAUGCAUCCCAUUUGAGUAAUUUCAUUCCGGAUAUUGUCCGGACCGAAUAUCUCAGUUCCAACUAAAAAUGGGUUACCUCAGUUUGGGCGAGAGUAAAUGCAGUAGCGAGAGUGAUACACUUGUAGGAAAUUGGCGAAAACUAGGCAUCCUUCCUUUUCCCCUUUCCAAGGUAAUUAGAUAUAAACAUGAUGGAUAAUCUAUAGUUUGGAUGUAUGUUACUGGAUGCAUGAUAUACAAAUGGAUGCUAGCUCCAACAUCAACUAUGGAUCAUCUAUUCAACAUAUACAUAGAGAGCAGUCAUUAAUCGAAUUUAUAACAGAUAUACAAUGGGUGCUUACAAAUAUUUGGAAGAGCUUGCUAGAAAGAAGCAAUCUGACGUCUCUCGUUUCUUGCUCCGUGUCCGUUGUUGGGAAUACAGACAAUUGAACGUUAUCCACCGCGCUUCUCGUUCUUCUCGUCCUGACAAGGCUCGUCGUUUGGGUUACAAGGCCAAGCAAGGUUUCGUUAUCUACCGUAUCCGUGUCCGUCGUGGUGGUCGUAAGAGACCUGUUCCCAAGGGUGCCACUUACGGUAAGCCCGUCAACGAAGGUGUUUCUCAACUCAAGUACCAACGUUCCCUCCGUUCUACUGCCGAAGAACGUGUUGGCCGCAAGUGUGCUAACUUGCGUGUCUUGAACUCUUACUGGAUCAACCAAGAUGCUACCUACAAGUACUACGAAGUUAUCCUCGUUGACCCCUCUCACAAGGCUAUCCGUCGUGAUGCUCGCAUCAACUGGAUCGCCAACCCUGUUCACAAGCGUCGUGAAGCUCGUGGUUUGACUGCUGUUGGCAAGAAGUCCCGUGGUCACAACAAGGGUCACCGCUUCAACAACACCAAGGGUUCUGGUCGUCGUGCCACCUGGAAGCGUCGCAACACUCUUUCUCUCCGUCGUUACCGUUAAA